Messenger RNA from Moneuplotes crassus, 1328 nucleotides. The record is from the annotation of a GenBank genome assembly. Lineage: Eukaryota; Ciliophora; Spirotrichea; Euplotida; Euplotidae.
GCACAAUUAUUUAACUAAAUUUUUCAAAGAAAAUGGAGGAAGAAGGCAAGUUUCACUUUAAGCGAUCCAGGAUCACUCGCGAUCUUGCCGAAGGCGCCAUCGAUAUUAGUGAUAGCGGCUCUGAAGAAGGCUAUGAAACUGACAAAAUGAAUGAUCAGAGCUGUAACAAAUCUAUGAACCCAGUCAGCAACGCUGUAGGGUUGUCUGAGAUAAUUGAUCAUACAGAUUUUAAGAGACUUAGGGAAGAGGAAGAUCUCCUUCCUGAUCUUGUAGAGAGAGUUUCUCCAUUCAAACUCACUCAUACUUCUCAGAUUGAUGGGGAGAUUCAGGACUGAGACAAAACCAUCUGUGAUCUACUUGAGCAAAUUCAGGCGAAUGCCCAGCACGGGAUUGGCGGUCCUCAGGCCAAGAAGAAACAUGAUGAUAAUGCUUACCUCAGUUCAGUCGAGAAAGCAAAAAGGAAAAAUUAUGAAGCGAUGUAUGGCGACGAUAAAGAAUCUCCAAUGCUGAUAGGAGAUAUGAAAGAUAGGAUUUUGAGAGACUCUGGUGGUGAUUUUGGAGAUUUUGAUGCUGGGCUUACUGAAAAAGAUGUAGAAAAAGCUAUUGAUACUUAUUUUGAGGCUGAUUUGGAGACUAAUGAUAAUUCUUUGAUGAAAAUGAUGGACUCUUUGAAUGUUGAUUUACCUCCUAUACCCUCUUUGUCAGAUGAUGACAUAGAGGCUAUAAAUAUUAUUCAAAAGCUUCAGAAUCAAGAUAAGAAGUUAGAUUUAAUCAAAACUCUUCAAGAUGAGUCUGACCAUCUUUCUUCUUUAAUCUCUCUUCAUUCAGAAUACCUUUCAGUUAACCUUUCAAAUUUAAGUAACUCAAUAUAUCUUCAAGCUCUACAGCCAAUCGAGACCGAAUACGACUAUCUCAAAACAAAUCUUGAACAAAUGUAUUUUCGCCUUCAAACAGAACUCUGGGCUUAUAAAAUGACUGUCGAAGUCAGUGAAGUAGUUAAAUCCAAGUUUCACAUUGAUCUGCAUUACACUUAUCACGGGAAUAAUACCCAGAUGCCAAACUCAGCUAAUGACCCUCAAGUCUCCCAAAUCCCUGACUAUGCCACCUCAUGAACGAUCCAAGCUCGUCUCUUCUUUCGUGCGAUCAACACUGACCCGUACCAGUCAGAUCUUCGUAAAAUCGAAAUUUAUGAGGCACCAAAAGAGAUUCUCCCUUCUCUUCAUACGGCUGUUGAUAAGGCAGUCGGAGGCUACAAGUACGGUCAGAGUGACCUCCUAGGCUUCCUGCAGGAUCUGAAGGUGAUUCUCUGGAUGUACACUGGGGAGUAG